AUGGGUCUGCUUUCCAAAAAUAUUAUUUUAUUUACUCUACUGUUAUGCCUUGAAGUUCAUGGAGUUUACCAGGAGCAAUCAAGUAUCAAUCUACCCAGUGAAGUGUACACCAUGAGCUCAGCACACACCACUAGAAUGCAGGAAACUUCGGCCCCUGUCGAGGGAACAUCAACCGUUUUUCCGCCAAUAAGAUGCCUUAGUUGUAGAUACUGCUCUCCCAACGAGGGUAAAACUAGAACUGAGAAGGGAAAAAAGAUGUGUCCCAUAGUAUUGGGCGAAGUGAACGGAUGCGUAUCUAUGUUCUUCCACUUCCCCAACAACGCUGGAGGACCAGAUGGCUAUAUGGAGAGAAGUUGCAUUUCCGACAUGGACGAAUUUUCGUUGGCACACUGUGCGAAACAUGAAAAACUCUGCGAGAAGUGCUUCGAUGAUGAUUGCAAUUAUGUGGAAAUAGACCAACAUGGAUUGGUCACGAAUGCAGGCUCGCGAAUAAUGUUCUCAAGUCUAAUGAUCUUCUGUUUAACCGGAUGGCUUUUCAGGAGUUAA
Messenger RNA from Drosophila teissieri, 546 nucleotides. RefSeq lists its product as uncharacterized. The transcript has a single exon. The record is from RefSeq and is a predicted model, not a curated record. Bases 1 to 546 code for a protein of 181 amino acids. NCBI's taxonomy places the organism in Eukaryota, Metazoa, Arthropoda, Insecta, Diptera, Drosophilidae.